This is a messenger RNA of Branchiostoma floridae (Florida lancelet), 273 nucleotides long. RefSeq names its product zinc finger protein 676-like. Gene Ontology annotation, cellular component: nucleus. Bases 1 to 273 code for a protein of 90 amino acids. Gene Ontology annotation, molecular function: DNA-binding transcription factor activity, RNA polymerase II-specific; RNA polymerase II transcription regulatory region sequence-specific DNA binding. The record is from RefSeq and is a predicted model, not a curated record. Lineage: Eukaryota; Metazoa; Chordata; Leptocardii; Amphioxiformes; Branchiostomatidae. Gene Ontology annotation, biological process: regulation of transcription by RNA polymerase II. The transcript has a single exon.
AUGGCAGAGGUAGAGGCAGGUAAAGGGUCUCCAGCUGCUGUUCCUCAGAAUGUCUGUGAUGGGUCUCUUACUGACGUUUUGUGUGUCAGGGAUGCCAGCACAGCCAAAGACAAACCUACAGCGACCAAAACCAGUUCGGUCAGUCAACCGAAAGCAAACACUGGUGACAAACCCUACAUGUGUGGGGAGUAUGGGUACAGCACAACUCAAAGGUCCAACUUGUCCCGACACAAGAGAACCUACACAAGGCAAAACCCCUACAAGUGUGACUAA